Molecule: messenger RNA, 1050 nt
Organism: Lytechinus variegatus (green sea urchin)
Lineage: Eukaryota; Metazoa; Echinodermata; Echinoidea; Temnopleuroida; Toxopneustidae
Product: growth hormone secretagogue receptor type 1-like
Exons: 1
Coding region: 72-1031 (319 amino acids)
Biological process (GO): G protein-coupled receptor signaling pathway
Cellular component (GO): membrane
Molecular function (GO): G protein-coupled receptor activity
Source: RefSeq, a predicted model, not a curated record
UUACCUGGUCCUGGUAUCUCAUUCUUCAAACGAUCACCGCUAUUGUCGGAAUCAUAGGCAACGGAAUUGUCAUGUUGGUGCUUUUCCAAAGAAGGGCCAAGCGACGUUCGACCGAUACCUUGGUCGGCGGACUUGCCACAGCGGAUUUUCUAACAUCCAUCUUCAUCCUCCCUGUCCCAAAGGCGGCUAGGGUUCCUCUGAACUGGCUGGGUGAAAUUUAUUGCAUGAUACAAGAUCCGAAAAUCCCAAAGGAUAUCUGCGUCACUGCGUCUAUCUAUCUCCUAGUCGCAAUAUCAUGUGAACGUUACAUCGCCAUCGGCCAUCCAAUCUAUUUCAACCGUUUCCUGACACGUGGACGCGUGGCUACAUCCAUAGUCAUCAUCUGGUUCUUCGCCAUUCUUACCUCUGUGCCUCGCAUCUUUACCACCACUGUCCGCAGCGUGGACAACCGGGGCACGGUGGGGAUCUGCUUUUACAAGCCCGCCGGCCGAACAAAUCAGAUCGUUCUCUCAUUGUACCUCUUCUGUCUCCGUCUUUUCAUCCCAACGGUGACGAUGUUGGUGACACAGAGCCUUAUAGCCAGGCAUCUCUAUCGACAUGCCCUCAUGUUCCGUGGGAAAAACGAUACAUCCUUCCACGACGUCGCCCGGCGUCGUGUUCUCAAUUUGAUGCUGAUCGUCAUCAUCACCUACAUCAUCUGCUGGGGUCCGUCUCAAGUGGCCGUCUUUCUCUUCUUCUUCAGAAUCAUCCCACCAAGCUUCAGCCAGAGUCCAGCAUGGACCCUCAUCUUCAUGCUCUCAUUCUUCAACUCCUGCGCCAACCCGAUCAUCUACGCCAUCAGGUUCAAGGAGUUCCGAGAAGCAGUGUGGGCUUUGUUCAGUAGGCAGAGGCGACCGCUGGCCGGCAUCUUCGAGCAGGAGAAGAGAAGCAUCGACAGUGAUGCGCCAACCGCCCUGACCGAUGUGCAGACUGGUGAAGGCGUCGCGACAAAAAUUGCACCGCCGACAUUUCAUUCAAGUGGGGAACUAUAAGUUAUAACCCCAACCUUUC